Molecule: messenger RNA, 3328 nt
Organism: Scomber scombrus (Atlantic mackerel)
Lineage: Eukaryota; Metazoa; Chordata; Actinopteri; Scombriformes; Scombridae
Product: cytotoxic granule associated RNA binding protein TIA1-like
Exons: 12
Coding region: 150-1307 (385 amino acids)
Molecular function (GO): RNA binding
Source: RefSeq, a predicted model, not a curated record
UGCUCCAUUGUUCACCGCGGAGCUAAACAAGCGGAGCUACUAAAAAAACCCUCUUCACCCCUUCACACUGCGCAAUUUAAACAACUGGACAGUCGUGGAUUUAAUCUCAGGGUUUGCGACUUGUUCUCGGCCAGCAAGUUGAAGCAGAAAUGGACGAUGACCAGCCUAAAACCCUGUAUGUGGGUAAUCUGUCCCGGGAUGUGACAGAAGCCCUCAUCUUGGAGCUGUUUGGCCAGAUUGGACCCUGCAAGAGCUGUAAAAUGAUAGUAGAUACAGCAGGUCACGACCCAUACUGCUUUGUGGAGUUUUAUGAGCAUAGACAUGCCACUGCCACAAUUGCAGCCAUGAAUGGUCGGAAAAUACUGGGUAAGGAGGUCAAAGUCAACUGGGCCACGACACCUACCAGCCAAAAGAAAGACACAAGCAGUCACUUCCAUGUCUUUGUUGGGGAUCUUAGUCCUGAAAUUACUACAGAUGACAUAAAAGCAGCUUUUGCUCCAUUUGGGAAAAUAUCUGAUUGUCGGGUGGUGAAAGACAUGGCCACAGGUAAAUCUAAAGGCUAUGGCUUUGUCUCCUUCUUCAACAAAUGGGAUGCAGAAAACGCCAUCCAGCAGAUGGGAGGACAGUGGCUCGGUGGGAGGCAGAUCAGGACCAACUGGGCCACGAGGAAGCCUGCUCCUAAAACUACCAAUGAAACAUCUAAUACCAAGCAGUUAUCUUUCGACGAGGUGGUGAGUCAGUCCAGCCCCAGCAACUGCACCGUGUACUGCGGAGGCGUCACAGCAGGUCUCACAGAGCAAAUCAUGAGACAGACCUUCUCACCUUUCGGCCAAAUUAUGGAAAUCCGUGUUUUCCCAGACAAAGGCUACUCGUUUGUGAGGUUUAACUCCCACGAGGCAGCAGCUCACGCCAUCGUCUCUGUGAACGGCACGACCAUCGAGGGCUACGUGGUGAAGUGUUACUGGGGCAAAGAGACGACAGACAUGGUUAGCCCCAUUCAGCAGGUACAGAUGCCGCAGCAGAACACGGUGAGCUUUGCGGCGCAGCCCUACAGUCAGUGGGGUCAGUGGUACAGCAACACGCAGCAGAUCGGUCAGUACGUUCCCAACGGCUGGCAGGUGCCGAGUUAUGGAGUCUACGGACAGACCUGGGAUCAGCAGGGAUACAAUCAUCUACAUGCUGGCGCCGGAUGGACAGGCGUUGGCGCCGUGAGUAACGGAGGCAUGGUGGAGCCCAGUCAGAGCGUCAACGGGACGGUGCUAACCAACCAGGCCGGCAUGGGCACCGCCGGCUACCACACCCACUGAUCACUGGCUGCACACACAGUAGCCCUCUCCGAGCCCCUCUGAGGCCACAAGGAUGACACUGCUGGAGAGGGAGUGCAACACAUGCGCUCUCUCUCUCUUCGUCAACACACAACAAAAAUUAUACUCUUGUUAAGGGAGGCUGGUUCGCCAUUUUAUCAACCUUUACCAGCCCCGUAACUUUCACCCACUGCCCAAAUCUGUAAGUGUAAAGAAAACCCAGUCGACUCCAGAUCACUUAAAACACUGUUAUAACAGCUAACUGCUAAUGCACCUUUUCAUUCCUGGGCCCAUUUUUAUUAUUUGGUGUAUUUUUCUAAUAAAAAAAACCUGCAGAUAAACUGGCCAUAAUGUAAAUUAUAUGAAACAUGUCAAGAUAUUUCUCUUCACAGCUACGGUUUAGUUUAAAAAGGAAGAAACUAAAUAUAUUUAAAUAAAAGACAUCAGGUUUUUUUUUAGUUUUUUUUUUUUUAAAGCCCCUCAGAGCCAAAGAGAAGGGCAGACUUUUAUAUCAAUAUUGAAGAAAGAGAGGCUUCCACCUUCGCCUCAGAAAGUACUCAAUAGUCUAUAGUCAUGCAAUGCAGCCACAAGAAGUGUACGAGCAAGGGGACGCACAAUUUUUAUUUUAUUUUUUAAUUUUUCCUCCAUUUAUUCUGUCCACCUACGACUAAAAAGUUUUAAAAAAAACAAGUCCAAGAAAGUUCUCAGGGUGUUGUCAAGUCAUUCUGUGAAAUGUAGGAAAACACUGAGUACACUGAAGUAGGCAGGUUGAGGGAAAAAGUGGAAACCACAUUAAAAAACAAACAAAAAAACAACAAGAACAUUUCAUCGCUCCUUCACUAAAAAUCUCACGGAACGGACUAAACAGACGGAGAAAAAAAACCCAACUUUGGUCUGUGGAUAAAGAAAAAAAAUGUGUGUGCUUAUGUGUGUGCAUGAACUGAUGCUUUUACACACAAGACUGUCCAAGAUCAUCUUCCCCUUAUAACGAGAAAGGACUACGCCAAUUUUUCUUUUCUUUUUUGCUACAGAUAAAAUAGACAGUGUCAUUUUUCUUUUCUUUUUUGUUUCGAGCAACUUUAAAAUGCUGACAUUGUAUAAAGAGCUUUUUGCCUUUUUCUUUGUUUUUGUUUUUUUUUGUGUUUCAUUUCGGGACUGUCUUAUAAAGAAAUGUUGCAGUGACACCAUAGGAAUCAUGUGAUGUGUGAGAUCUUUUUAUGUUUGUUUAUAUAUAUAAAAAAAACAUUUAAGUGGCUGUCAACUGUCAACUUUAUUUUUUAAAAUUAGAUUUUCAAUAUCUCAAACAAACCAAUUGCAGGGAUUUACUGCCACUCUUAUCUUACUUAGGCAGACAAAUAUUGCACAAUUACUUAAAGUUAUCUUUUCACAUGAGUAAAAAAAAAAAUUGAAAUACUAGGUUUUUUUAUGUUUUUUUUGCAUUCCACUUUCUUUUUGUAAUUUCAUUUGGAAAAUCUGUUUUAUGUAAAUAACCAAACAGUCUGUUCAAUUGUACUGAAUCUGUAUAAAAGACAACGUGUUAAUUAAGGGAGCGUGUUCGCCUCUGGUUGGGGGGGGGUAAUGGAUUCAACAAACAGCUGUUUGACGGUAGCAUCCCUGUCCAGUGCUGGUCCAUGUACAGUAGAGACAGUGCAUCAUUUUAUUCUUCCAGAAGCAGCGUUGCUAUGCAAUGCAAAAUGAUUUAGACUGACGAGUAAUUCAAGAGUUAAGUUAUUCUGUUUUAAACCUACAUAAUUGUUUUUACUGAUUAAAGAAACAACCUCAUAAGGAUAAAAUCUUUGCACUGUGGCCACCAUCAUUUUAAUAUAGUUGGAAAAAAUCCAUUGUGUUGCCUUAUUAUCAGCGAGUUACUUUUUUUUUUUUUUAAUUUAACCAAAUAUCAUCAAAGAGUAGGCGGUGCCUAAGAAUGUUUUCGACCUAUGUUUUUGGCGAGGGAAGUUCUGUUGAUGCUUCAGUAACUUGGUUUGUGUUUUUGCUUUGUCCCAUUAAAAUGCUGAUGCUUAAAA